GAUCACAAACGGAUUUCACUUCCGUGAAGUGACCAUCGCAUGUUCCCUUCACUUAAGGACUUCUGGAAGGGCCAUUCGUGAAGGGAUUCAGUUGUCACUUUCGUUUGGAACGUCCCUAUAAAUGGAGUCUCCUUCCCGAAGUGCCCUUCAAGGGCGCCAAAAAGCAUUUUGGAAGCCGCGUCAUAGCUCAUUAUCAUAAAGUUGCCGUGAUUUCAACUCUCCUCGACGCUCUCAACGUUCAAGUCGCGCCGCUGCUCGCCGCAGGUUCACUUUGAAAAUGAAUGCCUUCCGGCCACUUUGACGCUUGUCUCUACGCAGCGGUGUGAACACGCGGGUUCAGAGUUUAAAAACCCAGGAAGCAGUGCACUGUCUGGUCAUUUCUUCUGACUUCCAAUAAUUUAGCUCACCAAGAUGCGUUGGCAAAUUCUGGUGAUCUUUUCGUUCAUUCAUUUCUUCUCAUCUGGGGACACGCUCCUGGCACCUUGUGACAGUCAGAUCUACUGCACUGGAGAAGUCCUGCGACAGGUCCAGAUGGCCAAACUGUUUGAUGAUGACAAGUAUUUUGUAGAUAUGAAGUUGACUAGAGCUCCCGAAGUCGUUGUGGAGGCUUUUGCCAAACUGAGCUCAGAGUUCCCAAAUAAGGAUGUCCCGUCCUCAGAGCUACAGAAGUUUCUGCAGACAUACUUUGAAGAGCCGGGUAAGGAGUUUGAGCAGUGGACUCCCCCAGACUGGCAUUCAAAACCGAAAUUCUUGUCCAGGGUUUCUGACUCAAAAUAUCGCAGUUGGGCUGAAGAACUGCACAGUUUGUGGAAGUCCCUUGGUCGAAAGAUCCGUGAUGAUGUCAGAGACCACCCAGAGCUGUACUCACAGGUUUACACCCCUCACCCAGUUGUCGUGCCUGGUGGCCGCUUUAGGGAACUCUAUUACUGGGACUCAUAUUGGAUAUUAAAUGGUCUCCUUUUGUCAGAGAUGACUGAGACGGCUCGAGGAAUGAUCCUAAACUUUGUGUACCUGGUGGAAAGAUAUGGCCUUGUCCCAAACGGUGGUCGGGUUUAUUACGAGCGGCGUAGUCAGCCUCCCUUCCUUCCGCUAAUGGUGGAAAGUUUCUAUGAGGUCACCGGAGACAAAGACUUCCUCAGGCAGGUUUUGCCAGCACUGGAAACAGAGUACAGCUUUUGGAUGCAGAAUCGCUCUCUUUCUGUGGCGAUGAGUGGACUGACUCACAUCCUGAAUCGAUAUAAUGUACCGGUGGACAUGCCGAGACCUGAGUCGUACAGUGAUGAUGUAGAGCUGGCUGAGGGCCUGUCAGCAGAGGCUCAGAAGAAACUUUGGACAGAACUGGCAUCUGGUGCAGAGUCAGGCUGGGAUUUCUCUUCUCGCUGGUAUAUAGACAGCACAGGCAGAAACAGCGGCACCCUGAGAGACACAAAGACAAGCUCCAUCCUGCCCGCUGACCUCAAUGCCAUCAUGUGCCGCAAUGAGCGUCUGCUGGCCUCCUUCCACAGGAUUCUGGGUAAUGAAGAGAAGGCAGUGGAAUACGAGAAGGCACUUUCUGCUAGAAUUAAAGGGGUUGAAAGUUUACUGUGGGAUGCAGAAAGAGGAGCCUGGUUUGAUUUCAGCCUGGUGAAAGAGACCCGGCACCUGUCUUUCUACCCAUCUAACCUGGCACCUCUCUGGGCACAAUGUUACUCUAACCCGGAAAUGGCCAACCAGGCUGUGCAGUACCUGACGGGUAGUGGAGGUCUGGACUAUCCUAACGGGGUUCCCACCUCUCUUAGUAAAAGUGAGCAGCAGUGGGACAUGCCCAACGCCUGGCCUCCGCUUCAACACAUGAUUAUAGAGGGUCUCUCCAGGCUCGAUUCAGCCCACGCUAAAGAGCUCGCCUUCAGAUUGGCCCAACAGUGGAUUCAGACCAACUGGAGGGCGUACAUCAAAUAUGAGGCCAUGUUUGAGAAGUACGAUGUCAACGGUGAUGGAAAGCCCGGAGGAGGUGGCGAGUAUGAAGUUCAGUUGGGAUUCGGGUGGACCAAUGGGGUUGCUCUGCAGCUGCUUAACCAGUAUGGUGAUAGGCUGAGCUCUGGAGGGAGUGUCCUGAGUGGCAGCAUUCUGAUCGCACUCAUCUAUCCCAUCUUAAAAUCUCUGUUCUGUUCCUGAUCCGUGAAGUCUGGAGGCUGAAGCAGCGGAAACAUUAGAGAACUCCACAUCUGCAUUCAACAGCUGAAGCUGAAAUGAUUCAGUCGAUGACUUUCUGUCUGACUCGCUUGCUUUUUUUCUUGGAACUAAGAGGGAACCCAAAAAAGUUUAGCAGAGAAUAGCAUUCUAACACUUUACAAUAAGGUUCAGUUUGUUGACAUGAACUAAUGCUAUAAAAAUAUUCAAAAGCAUUUAUUGAUCUUCGUAAAUUUUUAUUUCAUUAUUUAGUAACACAAUGUUACACUCAUCUGUUAAGUAUAAUUAAAUGGACCUGAGCUGACAAUGAAGAGUUGACAAAAGUGGAAAAUAAAAACGCUGUAAUAAAUGAA
Carassius auratus (goldfish) is the source of this 2522-nucleotide messenger RNA. RefSeq names its product trehalase-like. NCBI's taxonomy places the organism in Eukaryota, Metazoa, Chordata, Actinopteri, Cypriniformes, Cyprinidae. Gene Ontology annotation, biological process: trehalose catabolic process. The transcript is spliced from 16 exons. The coding region runs from base 412 to 2154 and encodes 580 amino acids. Gene Ontology annotation, molecular function: alpha,alpha-trehalase activity. The record is from RefSeq and is a predicted model, not a curated record.